Molecule: messenger RNA, 2955 nt
Organism: Melampsora larici-populina 98AG31
Lineage: Eukaryota; Fungi; Basidiomycota; Pucciniomycetes; Pucciniales; Melampsoraceae
Exons: 9
Coding region: 1-2955 (984 amino acids)
Biological process (GO): positive regulation of transcription by RNA polymerase II
Cellular component (GO): nucleus
Molecular function (GO): ATP-dependent chromatin remodeler activity; ATP binding; DNA binding
Source: RefSeq, a predicted model, not a curated record
AUGAGUCCAUCCAAUCCUACCCAGGCGCGCCGCAGUGAUCGCAUUCGUACCAUCACGUCCAACACAGUCUCGAGCAAGCAACCACGCAAAGCUCCCAAGCGCAAACGAUCAGAUGAUGAUGAACCCUCGACUGAAAAGCGCCAGAAAAAGGCUUCCAACAAGCAUCUCGAAGUUUCGGCGCGUAGCGCAGCUCUUGAAGCCUCUCAACGCGCUUUCGUCAAAAAACACCGCGCCCUCUUCCUCGAACUCCUUCCACAGUCUCAUCACGCAGUCUUGAUCAAGCAGACUGAUGCUGUCAAACUUCCACCAGUUGGUCUCGAAGCGUUGCCUCAGCCAAUGACGGUGCAAGGAAAAAUGAAGUCUUACCAACUCCACGGCCUCAGUUUCCUGGUGUACAUGCAUCGCAACGGCAUGAAUGGCAUUUUGGGGGACGAGAUGGGAUUAGGAAAAACACUUCAAACAUUAUCACUGUUGGUUUACUUCAAGGAGCAAGCUCCAGAUGACUCGCAGACGUCUCACCUGAUCAUCUGUCCGCUCUCUGUGCUGUCAUCAUGGCAAAACGAAAUCAAGAAAUGGACCUCACUCACGAGUUGUACCCUCCAUGGCUCGCCUGCUGAACGCAAUCGGCUCACCAAACAGCUUGGAGCGCUAGAGUCAGCCCACCAAUUCGAUAUUGUAUUGACCACCUAUGAAGGCUAUGAAGCGGAACAGGGAUGGUUCAAGUAUCCGGCUCGAGCGUGGGGAUAUGUGAUUUUGGAUGAGGGUCACCGAAUAAAGAACUGGGAUACCCAGCUUGCACAAUCUCUUCAGCCGAUCCGAUCGUCUCAUCGACUCAUUUUGACUGGUACACCAGUCCAAAAUAAUUUGGUCGAACUCUGGAGCUUACUGCAUUGGUUGCUUCCUCAUAUUUUCACCCCUAACACACUCUCUGGGUUUUCAAGAGCAUUCGAUCUGAGCGCAGGAAGUUACAACACAACUUUUCUCAAUUCUAGUCGGCGUUUACUCAAUCUCUUGAUGCUCAGACGAACAAAGGAUAGCGUUCAAAGCCAGCUCUCAGUCCCUCCUCGAAAAGAGAUCACUCUUUACCUUCCCAUGUCUCCGUGCCAACGCUUUUGGACCAAAAGGUUGAUUAUGAAAUCCGAUAUGGCUUCCUUAAACCAAAUCUUCCAAACUGCUGGUGGCGACAAUGACCCAGUGAACGCCUCGAAUGCAAUAACCAAUACUGGUGGGACCAGCACGCCCCUCUCGCUCGAUAAGGUCACCACUCAUGUGAAGGAAGUGAAGGAGCUCAGUAAACAAAUAUCAUAUGCAAUCGAGUCUGAGACCAAAGAUACAUCCAACUCGUACACGCGAUUGAUGAACUUAUUAAUCCAACUUCGCAAGGUUUGCGAUCAUCCUUAUCUGAUGCCAAACUCGGAGCCAGAGCCAUUUGAGGUUGCUGAGCACGUAGUUGAAGCGUCAAACAAACUUAUACUACUCGACAAACUGCUUACUAGUCUGAUACCUCAAGGCAAACGGAUCCUUAUAUUCAGUGGCUUCACCAGGAUGCUCGACAUUUUGGAGGACUUUCUCAAUUUACGCUCCAUUGGUUUUCUACGAUUAGAUGGUGGCACUAGUCGACCUCGUCGAUCGCUCAACAUUCGACUCUUUCAAAACUCUUUCCAGGGACAACUGCCUAAGCCAGUCUUUCUCAUAUCUACCUCAGCAGGAGGGCUGGGGAUCAACCUCACCGCUGCAGAUACAGUCGUACUUUACGAUUCAAGCUGGAACCCACAAGUAGAUAUACAGGCGAUUGCCCGGGCCCAUCGUAUUGGUCAAACGAGGCCGGUCACUGUUUAUCGGCUUAUCUGUGCAGCCUCGGUGGAGGAGCAGAUGUUGAGCCGUCUACGCAAAAAGCUAUAUCUUUCACUCAAGAUCAUGGAGGCCAAUAAUGGGAAUCAGGAACAGGAAACAGCCGAGACCAUCGAGACGGAGGAAAAGAUGAAAAUGUCCACGGGAGAACUUUGCGCGAUACUCAGAGGUGGUGCACGAGUCUUUGAUAAUGCGAACUCAGUUCAGAGCAGCUCAGUUCCGAUGGAGGAUGAGGAUCUUGAAGACAUUCGCUCAGGAUAUCGUGGGUUUAUUGACUCCAGUUUCGAGGAGAUUUUGGAGACCGCGAGACAAGAGGAGCAAAAGACAAAGCAAAAGUUAGAGAACGAAGUGAAUGGAGAACAAUCAGUUGAGGAUGAAAAAGAAGAGUUAGAAUUGUUACAGGGAAUCGAGAGAGUUCGGACGCGAAUGUUUGAGGGUAAAAAAUACCUUGCUAAUCGCAGCCAAAAGCAAAUUGGGGAAGAUUGGGUGAACUUGCAGCGGAAUGACAGGGCAAGAAAGUUGCGAACACAGAUGGUAGAUGGACAUGCUGUUGAGAAUGACACAAUGGGUAACGUGCGAUGGGAAGCGGUAAAGACAAUUACAAGUGAUAUAAACGCAUUGCUAAAACUCCAGGACACGAAACGGACGAAACGCAAGUUUGAUCACGAAGAAGCUUGUAUCGUCUGUCACGAUGGCGGAGAGCUAUACCUUUGCAAUCAUUGCCCUAGGGUCGGACAUGCAAAGUGUUUGGGUUGGUCCAAUAAAAAAUUGAACCAAAGUACCACUUUUAUAUGUACUCAACAUUCAUGUACCAGUUGUGGUCGAAGUACGAACGAUUCGGGUGGAAUGCUUUACCGCUGCCAGACUUGUUCCGACGCAUAUUGUGAAGAAUGCUUACCUGAAGAGGAUUUCCAUCCGAUUGGGGAAGCCAUACCGGAAUUCAUCUUGUUAGGGUAUGGGCCAAUUAGUUCGGCAUAUUACAUUCGGUGUGUGGAAUGUAUAAAGCAUUUCAAAGCGAACCCUGAAACACUCAAAAUGUGGGAGGAAGAAGACGCAAGGAUCUUGGGACAACUCAAAGAGAAUGGUAUUCCAUUUCGUCCUUGA